UCCCAAACGAGGAGUAGCCGUUUCCAUAGAGACAUGGCUGUCUAUGGCCAGUGAUGCUAGAAGGCGAUUUCUGGCUCUUUAAAAGCUGCAACAAUGUCACAGCUUUCUGCUGGCGAUGAGGUGCAACUACAGUCUCUCCUCAAGCAGCUACUGAGAAGCAUCAGCGACAAGAUCUCUGGAGCGCCGUCCACUGAAUGUGCCGAGGAGAUUCUCCUCCACCUGGAGGAGACCGACAAGAAUUUCCACAACUAUGAGUUCGUCCGAUACCUCCGUCAGCAUGUGGAGAGCUCUCUGGGUCCGGUGGUGGAGGAUGAGCUGCAGAACCUGACCAGAGGAGGACAACAUGCAGUCGGACCCGGACAGGACACCUCAGUUCAAGCCGUGACUCGGAGAACUAGAGACUCAGCUCAGUGCCAUCAGAUGCUGCAGACGUUAAAAGCCACCAUGAUGGUGGCCGUAGAGUCUCUGAUCACCAAAUUUGACGAGGACCAGCUGAGAAAAGAGGAGAUGCACAGAGAGAUUGAACGCUGCCAGUCCAACAGCCAGUUCGCUGAUAACUGCUCAGACAGCGACUCCUCCUUCAACCAGAGCUACGCCUUCAUCCGACAGGAGCAGCUGCAGGUUCUGGCUGAAAAACUUGACUCCAGCAAACCGAAAGAGGUGCGAUGUGAGGCUCUGCAGGCUCUCUGCUGCGCUCCUCCGUCCGACGUGCUGAGCUGCGAGAGCUGGAGCACGCUGCGCAGGAACCUCUGCUCCGCUCUCGCCGAACCCGACCUCAGCGAAAAUGUGCUGCAGUUUUUCGCUAAAAGCUUUUCUUCAUCGCCACUAAACGUGACCAGAGAGAUCUACACCAGCUUGGCAAAGAGUCUGGAAUCGGCUUUUCUGUCUCAGAGGUUAAACUUCCCAACCAGAUCAGCUGCUGUUGACAUCAACAGUCCUCAGAUCAGUCGUCUCCUCAAACAGAUUCGACUGAUGAAUGAUUUCCAGAAGGAGGUGACGACCUUCUGGAUCCGUCACCCAGAGAAAUACAUGGAGGAGAUUAUAGAGAGCACUUUCUGUCUUUUGUCCUCCCAUCACGACCAUGGCUCAACUGGAACAGAGAAAACGCUGGAACCGGUCCAUUUGCUGUCCAUACUGGACAUUAAAGCCACCUGGUUCAAUAAAUGGAUGCAUGGCUACUACAGCAGGACGGUGGUUCUCAGGCUCCUUGAGAGAAAAUAUAAGACUCUGAUUGUAUCGGCUCUUCAACAGUGUUUACAUUUCAGUGAGUCCUCUGAACGCAGCUCAAGUGAGGCUGCUGAACCUCAUGUGGAGGACUCCACUGACCCUGGUUUGCCACAGAGAGGCGUUUUUACCAGGAGGGAUCUUGAAUAUUCGUUCUUUGUUCACUCUUUAUGCAUCCUGGGUAAAAUCAUCAUCUACACCAACGGACGAAAACUCUUUCCCAUCAAAAUUAGGAAACACAAAGACCCGGUUACUCUGACAGACCUGAUUGUCGUCCUGAUUAACAUCAUGUAUCGACACCCCCGACCUUCGAACGGCGACUCGUCACCGACAGGCUUGCUGUCGCCCAGCUGUCUGGUGAUGGAGGUGCUCUGGAUGUUAUGUGAACGAACAGAAUGUGCUGCUGAUUGUCUCCACCAGACUCCUGUUAUUGAGACUCUGCUCGCACCUGUUGUUGCUCUCCUCAAUGCACAACAGACGAACCUGAAGAGUCCUGCAGCCACUCUGAUUCUCAUCGCCGACGUUUUGGCCCGAAUCGCAAACACCGACAGAGGAUUAGCGCUUUUCCUGUACGAGAAGAACCUUGUUGUUGCCCACAGUGAAAAAACCUUCGCUGCUCACAUCGUCGUCCAGUUCACCUUGAGGCUGCUGAAUAAAGCCCUGCCGUCUCUAAGCGAAUCGGAAGCGUCUCAGACGUUAUGUGGAGCUUUCAUCUUUGUUUGUAGACAGAUGUACAACACCUGUGAGGGUCUGCAGGUCCUGCAAACAUACGGUCUGCACAAAGCCAUCGCUGCUGCUUGGAAAAAGUCAAGUUCUUUAUCAGAAAGGAUCCCAACUCCAGUUUCUGGAUCCUACACCGGACCAUCCACCCAGGAAACGGCAAACAUACCGUACUUGGAGAACUUUUUGAGUUUAACUGUGAUUAACUGGUGUCCCACAGGGCUCUAUUUAUAUUGUGGACACGCAUUUGCCCAGUCCUACAUGCAGAUCUCAGCCAACUCCCUUUGGACCCAAUUUACUCAAAUUCUCUGCAAGGUGAGUCGCUGUGAGAAGUUUGGGUACGGAGUGAUGGUGACACAGGUAGCGGCGACGGCUCCAGGGGUUGCAGCUCUGCACAGCUCAGGUUUUGUCAGAUUGCUGGUUGUGGAUCUGUGGUCGGCUCUCGAAUGUGGAGGUGACGAUGCCAGAGUCGUCCGGCCCAAACCGACGCCCAUGGACUCCAUAGACAGAAGCUGCCUCAAGUCCUUCCUGUCCCUGGUCAACCUCCUGUCCUCCUCCCUCUCCGUUUGGGAGCUUCUGAGCCGACAGCCGUUGGCGAACAAGAGCGAAUACAGCCUGAGAGAAAUCCCAUCCUCCAUCCCUGAUUUGAUUGACAGGCUGGUUGCCGUGGAUUCGGACGUGAAGAUCCACUCGCUGUUCCAGUACGAGCAGUCGCACACCUUCGGCCUGAGACUGCUCGGUGUGCUCUGCUGCUGCUUGGACUCCUUCCUGCUGCUGGAGAGCCAGUACAACAUCUGCUGCACGCUGCUGCAGAGUCAGAGGGAAAACGUCGCUGACCGAGACGCCACAGACGGGGCGAUCAUCAUCGACAGCCUGUCAGUGGAGAGGAAUCACGUCUUGGUUCGUGUUCAUGUGGUCGGAGGUCCGUCUGAGAGGCGGCUUCCCUCUCGAGCCCUGGAAGAGGGAGAGCUUCCUUACUCCUGGCCGAUGUUUCUGAGCUAUCCUCCUCCGUCCUGCUAUGUUCCAGCCUUACAGGCCAGAAACGACACGCAAGAAUGUGAGAUCGGUGCGUUUCUGGCUUCAUCCAAAGAACCAAGAGGUGAGGAGAGUUGGUUGGAGAUCUGCAGGAGACAUUUCUGCAAAGCCAUGAAAUCAAAGCCCAACACGUUAACUGGGAAAGUGCUGGCUGACCUUCUGGAGAAAGUCGUGGUCCAUUUAUCCAGCUCUGCCUCCGGAAGCUUCUUCUCUCCGGCUCAGUACAAAGCAGCGGAGAAAAACAUGAAAAAUGUUGAUUUAUCGUCUGUGGAGCAGCUGGGAAUCCAAACAUGCUUCAGGUAUGGCUGCUACCUCCAGCUGCUACAGGAAGACGCAGAGAGCGACUUGGAGCUGCUGAUGAAACACAUGAAGAGCUUCCUGUCCACACAGAGAGUGAAGACUUCAUCGGCUCUUGUGAGUCUGCAGGACGGCUAUCCGGGCCACGACUGGCUGGCCUCCACCGUUUUCCUCAUCAUGGCUGGAAACGUGGAGCGAUCUUUGCAUCUGCUGCUCAACCUCUCCUGCCUGCUUUCGUCUGCGUUCAUCUGGCCUGCAAGGAUUCAUGCAUCUGUCCACGUCCCUCAGGAAGUAGCCGAAUCGGGAAUCUCUCCAGUCUACUGGUGCACGGCUCAUUACGUGGAGAUGCUGCUGAAAGCCGAAGUCCCUCUGGUCCAUUCUGCCUUCAGGAUGUCUGGCUUCACUCCUUCACAGGUGUGCCUCCACUGGCUCACUCAGUGUUUCUGGAAUUAUCUGGACUGGACCGAGAUCUGCCAGUACAUCUGCACCUGUGUGGUGAUGGGUCCAGAUUACCAGGUCUACCUGUGUGUGGCCGUUUUCAAACACCUGGAGCCUGAGAUCCUGGAGCGCACGCAGUCCCAAGAGCUGCAGCUCUUCCUCAAGGAGGAGCCGAUUAAAGGGUUUGAGUUCAGCAGCUACCUGGAGUUCAUGACGGGACUGCAGCGCAGCUACCGGGACGCCGUCCUGACCGACAUGGAAAGCAUCAGAAACCCUCCAGAGUAAAACUCUCUCUCACCUUCUGGUCACCAAGUUGGAGAUAUUCUAACAAUAUCUGAGCCUAAUGCUGUAAUUUGAGCGUAGAUGUGUGAAAUAUUAAUGWGUAGCUGUGUUUUCUGCCCGGUGAAUAAAACUGUGCAGAAUAAUCUGAAAGAACAAACAGAAUAACUGCAGUAACAUUAUGCAAGAUCCCAAUAAUCAGUUUCAAUCCGCUUCUCUUCCAGAUUACAUCUGUAAAAAUGUGUAUAUAAUUACUGUACUGUACGUGAAACUUAUUUCUGUUGUGUAAAUAUUAAUUCCUGUGAGUUUUUGUAUGAAGAUGUUCUGAUGUAUUAAAAUAAGGUUUUCAAUACA
Messenger RNA from Poecilia reticulata (guppy), 4347 nucleotides. NCBI's taxonomy places the organism in Eukaryota, Metazoa, Chordata, Actinopteri, Cyprinodontiformes, Poeciliidae. The record is from RefSeq and is a predicted model, not a curated record.